GGUUAAGACUUCCGCUUCCUUUGCAGAGUUCCCUUGUGGCGUGUUUUUGUGUCACGAGAGCGCAGCGCCAAAAAGCCACGUUUUGCUAAAGCUCCGCGUGCGUUCGUUCUACUGCAGAAUCGGAGAGACGGUGAAGUUGAGUCGGGAUCUGUGACGGCUCUUCAUGGCAAUCAGAAGGGGACACGUUAGAUACUUAAAAGAGGCCUAUGACAUGUCGAACGGUUACGAAGAUCACAUGGCCGAUGAGCCUAAAGAUUGCAAGACAAACCUCAUCGUGAACUACUUGCCUCAGAAUAUGAGCCAAGAUGAGCUGCGGAGUCUCUUCAGCAGCAUUGGGGAGGUGGAGUCUGCUAAACUUAUUCGGGACAAAGUAGCAGGCCACAGUUUAGGGUACGGAUUUGUUAACUAUCUUAACCCUAGUGAUGCAGAAAGAGCAAUCAGUACUCUCAAUGGACUGAGACUACAGUCUAAAACUAUCAAGGUGUCAUAUGCCAGGCCAAGCUCUGAUACCAUAAAGGAUGCCAACCUUUACAUAAGUGGGCUGCCUAAAACAAUGAUGCAGAAGGAUGUAGAAGAAAUGUUUGCACGCUAUGGCAGAAUAAUCAACUCCCGUGUCCUCGUCGAUCAAGCGUCAGGACUCUCUCGUGGUGUGGCUUUCAUUCGGUUUGACAAGAGAGCAGAGGCAGAGGAAGCAAUUAAGGACUUGAACGGGCAGAAGCCGCCAGGAGCUGCAGAGCCAAUCACUGUAAAGUUCGCUGCCAGUCCCAACCAAGUGAAAAACUCACAAAUUAUUCCACCUAACUACCACACACCGCCUCGCCGCUUUGGGGGGCCCGUCCACCACCAGGCCCAGAGAUUCAGGUUCUCUCCAAUGAGUGUGGACCACAUGAGUGGCAUGUCUGGAGUUAACAUGCCUGGAAACUCCUCGUCAGGCUGGUGUAUCUUCGUUUACAACCUGGGCCAGGAUGCAGAUGAGGGUAUGCUGUGGCAGAUGUUCGGGCCUUUCGGUGCCGUCACAAAUGUGAAAGUGAUCCGCGACUUCAACACCAACAAGUGCAAAGGAUUUGGGUUUGUUUCCAUGACAAACUAUGAAGAGGCAGCCAUGGCUAUCGCUAGCCUCAACGGCUACCGACUUGGGGACAAGAUUUUACAAGUGUCGUUCAAAACAAGCAAGUCGCACAAAUAGAAAGUAGGGUUGCCAGGAAAAUGUAGGAGAGGGAUGUUGUCUGCGAAGCCAGAGAAAUUGGCGCAGUUUUGAAAAAGAAAAAAAAAGAUUAUUUUUAGUGUAAUCAAGUCUUCGCAAAUGUUCAUGUUUCUAAGUCUUGUUUAGACAUCUCGUUUCUUUUAAGAUUCAAGCUGUUGGAUGCUUCAAAUUCAAGUUUUUUAGGCGUUCUGGUUUAUCCCAAUAUUUGACCAAUUUCACAUUUGAUACAAAUUUGUGUCUGAUGUUAGCCUGAUAUUGUUGCUAUGUGCCAUAUGUGGUCAGACACCUCAUUCAUCAGAUGCUGGAUUUAAAACUCAGAUUUUUGUCUUUCUUUUGUCAGUAUCUUCAUCCUACAUAGCUCUUCAGUAUUUACGAUGCCUUAAUUUGAUGUUGUUUUUACUCUUUGCCCUCAGUAAUGUAGCACUUUUUGGUUUGGCAGGAAUCUCAUGAUCCAUCUCACAACAGUUGAUUUGUUUAUUAAAAUCUGAGUUUUAAAUGCAGCAUGCUGAGUGCUUCAUUGAGAAAAAGAGGUAAUAGAAAAGAAAGCAGACUGUCUAUAAAUAGCCUGUGUUCAGUGAGGGGGAAAUCUUUAACUGACUUGUUAUUUUUUUUUGCAAGGGACCCUCUGAAUAGACUGAUAACUAAGACAUGAAUGGACCAAAGACAUGAACUGAAGGUUUAGCUUCCCCCAGCAGAGGUGCAGGUUGCAUAUCACUAAGCAUAUUCCAAAAAGAUUUGGACAUCUACUAGGUACAGAGUAUUUAUGUAAAAAGUAAUAACAUUUGAGCAUCAGCAUCUUAUGUAUAUGGUUUGCAUUUUCUUUCGUUUUUGUUUCUCUAGGCUAAAACAUACUUUAGGUUUAGGUUGGUUAUUUGAAAAUAGAUAUCCAGUACUAAUACAUAUGCUUUUUAAGGCUGCCUUGUGAUAUUUUUGUGUUUUCUUUACUCUUUUGCUUUUGUGUUUCCUUUUGAACUCUUUCAUUUUGUUUCACAUGACAUUUACAAUCAUUAAAUUUUAUUUGGUUUUGCUCAACUUUUUGUUUUGUUUCUUUAUUUUCUUUAAUUUAUCCAUUUAUAGGUGCAGUAUAAGUCAACGCAAGACUAUUUCCAUAUUUAUAGAUGCAGUCAACUUGAGUUUUUAGUCCACAAAGACCUCAUGAGGAACAUUAGAUAACCACAUUUUAAUUGCUUUUGAGUAUUUUGAGGACUUUUAAUAUUCAUAUUUCAGGCAUUGGACCGAAUCUUAAAUAUACAACGUGGUUAACUGACGAUGGUUAACUUAGUUUUGGCCACUGGAAUGUGCAGUUUGUUUAGCUUUCCUUAGUGGUUCAUAUUUAACUUGUUCUAGAGGUUUUCAGCUGUAGAUGAGCAGUAGUUGAAGCUAGAAACAGGACAGCAGGCUCACUCAUAGUCUCACAGUUGUACAGUCAUGCCCCUCAGCUUUUACUCCCCCUGAGGUCUUCCAAAUAGAAGCUUGUAAACCCCACAUAAAUACUCCUGUAGUUAGACAAACCCAUUAAUUUUCCAUGAUGCCUCAUGUAAGAUUUUUGAUUAUUUUCAGCACAGACAGUUCUUAUGCUCCCUCUGCUACAAGACUUGAGGUUGGUAUUGUGUGUGUAAAUAUUUAUAUUAUUGGUGACUGACAUUUAAUCCUAAUUGUCUGUUUUUGUACAGUGACUAUAUUCUAUCUCGUCAAGUAGUUAUAUGCAGCAGUUUACUAUACUUGGAUCAACCAGUGUCAUCUGUUACUUCAUGGUUCGUUAACCUAUUAGCAGCUUUACAGUCAAUGUUGGUUACACGUCAUUGAUAUGAAACACUUAACCUUGGCAUUCUCUUUUUUUGUGCACGUUUUGGCAUAUGUGCAAUAUUAAAAAGUGAUUUCGUAAUAAUUAGUAGUAAUUAUAGUAACCUUCUCUCGGUCCAUCUUUUUUGAUAUCCUAAUGUUUCAAAGAUUAAAAUCUCCCAGUGUUUGAGUCAGCAGAAGUUGUGAGAAAUAUCAAGUAGAGUUUACUGGAUGGUUGCUUGUUUUAAGCCUUAAUUUAUGUAGGAAAUACUGGAAGGUUAUUGAAUGGAAUUUAUUUAUUUAGCGUAUUGUACAUGGUUUUAUGUGUUGAUAUUGAUGAGUGUCUUAACUUUUUAAUGAAAUACUUUUUGAUUCUACAGUGAACAUCUGUUAUGAGCUACUGUCUAACAUGUAGUUGUGAAAUAAAAUAUAGGGCAUCAUUGCAAAUCUGGAAA
Molecule: messenger RNA, 3441 nt
Organism: Cyprinus carpio (common carp)
Lineage: Eukaryota; Metazoa; Chordata; Actinopteri; Cypriniformes; Cyprinidae
Product: ELAV-like protein 1
Cellular component (GO): ribonucleoprotein complex
Molecular function (GO): RNA binding
Source: RefSeq, a predicted model, not a curated record